Molecule: messenger RNA, 784 nt
Organism: Syngnathus typhle (broad-nosed pipefish)
Lineage: Eukaryota; Metazoa; Chordata; Actinopteri; Syngnathiformes; Syngnathidae
Exons: 3
Coding region: 1-714 (237 amino acids)
Source: RefSeq, a predicted model, not a curated record
AUGGUUGCCUCCUCAACCUCCGCGCAUCCACUCAUCCCGUGUUUGCCAACCACUGUGCGCCGCGAGAGAUGUUCAGCUGUGCCGUGGGAUUGUCCAAUAUUAAUUACGAGGCGCGUUGUAAGCAGGAUCGCCAAACCACUGACUAAGACCUUCUGCACGUACAACAACGACAAACCUUGGUUUACACCGAACCUCAGGAGGCUGCGCAAAGUCAAGGAGGAGGCCUACAGGAGCGGCGUCCGCGACCUGUUCAGGCAGACCAGAAACACACUGAACCGGGAGGUAAGGAAAGCCAGGAGGUGUUUCGGGGAGAACCUGAAGAGACACCUCUCCGCCAAUCCUGAUCCCUCAACAGUGUGGAAAGGUCUGCAGAGCGUCACGGGCUACAAGAAAAGUCCUGUGGAGAGCCCAAGGCUUGCUAACCAGCUAAACAAGUUCUACUGCAGGUUUGAUCGGUCCUCCCACACAAUGGGACUUCCUGCAGCACAAUCUACAUACUCACCUCUCCCCACAACUGCUCUGUCCACACCUCUAUCAUCGUUGUCGCCCACUCUCUGUCUUGCAGAGGCCGCACCCGCACUGCAGAUCCACGAGGAGGAAGUGCGCCAGAUGUUCCGGAGACAAAAGACCAGGAAUGCGGUGAUCAAAUAUUCAGGGAGCACAAAUCUUGCCGCACAUUUAAAGAAAAAACACGACAUCAAAGUUCAGUGUUAAAAUAAGCACUUUGUAUACUACAAUACUCUUGUAAUUUCCUAAAUAAAGAGUUUGCAAUACCUUGUUGAUU